GGCGACCGAUGCUGUCAUGGACAAUUUCACGAGGCGAAUAUGGCCAUAAGCGUGACUCUCUCGCCUGCGUGGACCAAGUGAGCACUUCAUGUUUGAACUACUCCGACCAGAUAAAACAACCUACAACUUACUGGCAUAUAUUUGAAGCCCAGCUCUGCUUGAAACCCUCUUGAGACUCGACUCGACUGUGACUCAACUGAACUGGACUCGACUUAUCGCAUCUUGCAUCUCGGGUACUCGGGGGCUGCUAGAAGUGGCUUGGAUCGGAUCGAAUCAAGAGGUGCUAAUGUACCACUUCUAGGCAGUUGUCGCACUCAGGUACCUUAGCUUACCUUAGCUCUAGGCUCCCUCCACCAUCUCCCCGUCAAGAGAGUACCACCAUAACCUUUUCUUGGUCCAGGCUCAAUUCACGCCCUUGUUCGCUUCCAACUUCCUCCUGUCCAUAAUCUUUUGCUUAUCCUUACCCUUCAUUCAAGGCAUCGUUGUUCAUCCAUAGCCCCCCACUGGCUAGCAUCCUUUAUUCUUGGUCGACGGCUUGUACCACCUCAUCGUGAACCAUUUCACCCGGUUCCUCCUUGGCUUCACGUACAAAUACUCACCCUUCUUGGCUAUCGCCAUGGCUCCGCAACCCGAGAAGAGCCAAUUGAAGCGCCCGCGCGUUAGUCCAUUCCCUUCUCUUUGGCCUUUCUGAAAAAGAUUCACGUUCUAUUUUGUUGGUGGGCAAAAUGUUGGCGUUUUCGGAACUCUUUUUGCGCCUGUCGUUCCAUCCCGUGUCGCGCCAUCGAUCGCCUACCAUUACUAACUUGCUUGGCUUCGCAGGGCUCGUUGCCAGAUGAUGAGACUGAGACCAAGAAACCUCGACGAGCUGAGCGCCUCGAGGCUGAUCCAGACAAGACCCCAAUUGUCAACAAGCAACAUCUGCCAUCACCUCUCACACAUCUUACCGAUGACUCCAACGAGCUCAACAAGGAGCCUACCGCGACCCCCCCGGGACAGAAGCAACACGAGAUAACCCCCAAGAAGACUGAAGACACAUACUCUCAAGGCCAAGCGCUAUCGUCACCACCUCAAGACACUCAACCGCUCAGUCAGUUCGUUGAUCGCCACCCUGCCAUCUCCGACGACAUCGAAGACGAAAUUCGCGAAGGUGUCUGGGGAUACCUCGUUCCGCUUGAUCCGAAGUAUGGCGACAAGCCGAUCGUCCUGAAGAAACGAAGCGCAUGCCCCCUACCAGACACAGUGGCCGAUUCCGCCAAGCAGGAUAAUAAACAUCAUACCAACGAGAACGGCAAGUCCGCUGCGAUGAAAGACGAAGAGGCCUUUGAGAAGAAGAAGGAAAAGGGCGUCUCUUCUGGUGGUUAUCUAAUUGGACGCCACCCCGAGUGUGACAUUGUUGUCAACGACGGUAUUGUGUCGAACCGGCAUUGCCUUAUUUUCACCGAAAACAAAGGUAACGAUACUGUCGCAAUUGUUGAGGAUCUGUCGAGCAACGGGACGUACGUCAACGAAGCCAUCGUGGGCCGAAAUCAGCGCCGCGAACUUGAGGAGCAAGAUGAGAUUGCUGUCCACGGCAAGGCGCGUUUUGUCUUCCGCUACCCCCAGAGUCGACAGACAAGCGCUUUUCUGCAACAGUACACUCUUUUAGAGAAGCUUGGAAAGGGUCAUUUUGCCGAGGUUUAUCUAUGCGUCGAGAAGGCCACUGGCCAGCGCUUCGCAGUCAAGAUUUUCACAAAGCACCCUGGCGUGGAGGAUCGCUCAAAGACGGAGGGCUUGCAGCAGGAAAUCGGUGUAUUGAUGGGGGUUAGUCACCCAAACGUUCUUUGCCUAAAGGACACUUUCAACGAGCGUGAUCGCGUGUAUUUGGUGCUCGAGUUGGCACCAGAGGGAGAACUUUUCAACUAUAUCGUGAUGAAGCAGAAGCUCAGCGAAGAUGAGUCAAGGAAGUUGUUUGUGCAGCUCUUCCAGGGUAUCAAGUACUUGCAUGAACGUAACAUUGUGCACCGAGAUAUCAAGCCUGAGAAUAUCCUGCUGGUUGAUAAGAAUCUGCAUGUAAAGCUUGCUGACUUUGGCCUGGCCAAAAUUAUUGGAGAAGAAUCUUUCACAACUACACUAUGUGGAACGCCCAGCUAUGUUGCGCCCGAGAUACUCGCAGACUCCAAGCAGCGCAAGUACACAAAGGCCGUCGAUGUCUGGUCUUUGGGAGUUGUGCUUUACAUUUGCUUGUGUGGUUUCCCACCUUUCUCCGAUGAGCUCUACUCGCGCGACUUCCCCUUCACACUCUCCCAGCAGAUCAAGAGUGGUCGUUUCGACUACCCUUCCCCUUAUUGGGACUCCGUAGGAGACCCAGCCCGUAAGUGAAUAGAAUACCGAGGCCAUUAUACAGUUGCUAACAUUGCACAGUUGACCUCAUCGACUCUAUGUUGAUUGUUGAUCCCGAGAAGAGAUUCACGAUUGACCAGUGCCUGCAACACCCGUGGCUCACACAGAGUAGCCCUGGUGUAAAUGACAGCACUGGUGGUCUCGUCGGAGGCAUUGCAGGCCUCGAGGUCAACCGAAGAGCCCCUGCUCGUGAACGAACUUUGCUGGCCUCUCUCAACACUGUGCAGGUCACUGCUCAACUUGAAGUUGGCAAGGACAAGAACCCCGUGAAGGUGUUCUCAAAGAACAAAGGUCGCGUUACCAAUAUUGCAAAGGAGUCUGACCCCGCCGCUCAACGGGCACCAGACGAAUUUAUUGAGAUGGGAGGUAAGGGCGACCAAGAAUUAUUCGCGGACGAUGAUUCGAGCAUUUACCCAAUAGGUGAUAAUGGCGAGAAGAUCAAAGCGAACAAGGCCAAGCGAUAAAUCAGUGGGUUUGGAAUGUUCGAGUUGAGUAUGCGGGAUCAGGGAGUAUUUGGCUUUGUUCUGGUGUUACUCUCAUUGAGUUGAUUUUCGAUAUUGGUUGUUGGAAGGAGUAUCUUCUAUAGAGACGGUACAUGGGAUCACCGGUGUCUUCUAUUGGAUAAGUUGUUUCUGGUUUGUUUCUUCGCUUGCAUACAUAUUGAAUCAGGGAGGAAAGGGGAUGGAUCUGUUGAGAAGGGCUGCUCAUCAGCCAAUAGUAACUUGAAAGCGUACGAAAAGUCUUGAUUGUUUUCCAUUGCCUGCUGAAAGAGUUUCGAGCAGCACUUGUAUAUUGUGAAGUGUUACACACCCGACUUAAUACAUGGCCAACCGGGAGACAUGAUAGCACGACUUUCCUGCUCUCGCAGCAAAAGCCCGAGACUGAUCAAAGGUAUCUACUGUGGCAGGAUAAUCAAGGCCUGAGAAGGGAGAGACUUUUCCUGGUACAAACUAUUUUCAAUUUUCUCUCUCAUUCCUUUCAUAUUCCUCAUGGAAAGCAACAAACUAGAAACACAUUUAGAGGUUCAGAUGACAAUACAUCAUCAUGCCGAAUAUGUGACAACUAAAAAUAGAUUUAGAAGAGUAUAGAAACCUUUCAAUAGUUUGAAUUGACG
Messenger RNA from Fusarium odoratissimum NRRL 54006, 3493 nucleotides. Its product is annotated as CAMK/RAD53 protein kinase. Gene Ontology annotation, molecular function: protein serine/threonine kinase activity; protein binding; ATP binding. Gene Ontology annotation, biological process: mitotic DNA damage checkpoint signaling; protein phosphorylation. Lineage: Eukaryota; Fungi; Ascomycota; Sordariomycetes; Hypocreales; Nectriaceae. The transcript has 3 exons. Gene Ontology annotation, cellular component: nucleus. The record is from RefSeq and is a predicted model, not a curated record. The coding region runs from base 1303 to 2358 and encodes 351 amino acids.